Tinamus guttatus (white-throated tinamou) is the source of this 1479-nucleotide messenger RNA. The record is from RefSeq and is a predicted model, not a curated record. Lineage: Eukaryota; Metazoa; Chordata; Aves; Tinamiformes; Tinamidae.
AUGCCUGUGCUGGAAGCAACUGACUUGCCGUCACACGUAGCAGUGCAGCAAGAGGCCCCAGCCAGGACCAGGGCUGACAGCAAGGCCUGGCUGAACAAACUGCUGUACUUCAGGAGGACUGGAGUGCAUCACCUCUUCCUCCAAGGCAUAACAUCCGACAGGGAAACAGAGGCCAGGGUGUGCGUGCUGCAGUGCCGGGCGAGGGCGGAUGCGGGGGACGCACGGGGCAGCGGGAGCCGCCUUUCACCCAGUGCCUUGCCUUGCACACAGCAGAAACCCGAGCUCAUCCCCAGCGGGAAGAUGAGCAUGGUGCACACCACCAUCGAGGAGAACUUCCUCGAGGGCACGCUGCAUUUCCUGAGCGAGUUCGUCUCCUGCAAGCACUGCCCUCCCAGAGACAUCGUGUCCUACCUGAUCAGAGAGAUCCUGUUGAACUCCCACCGGGGGGAGAUCCUCAAGGACACCUACAUGCUGCUCAUGAAAAUCCAGAUGCUCCAUCCAGCCAGCGUCGGCACAGUGGGAUGGGACUGGACGCUGCUGAAAUACACCAUGGAAGACCAGGAGAAACCUCCUGGCAGACUCCUAUUCCUGGAGUACGUGGUACAGACCCUGGAGGAUGAUUUGCAGCAGAAUCUGAGGCUGCACCUCCUGCAGAAGUCGAUUGCCAAGAAAGUGCUUUCCUGUGACAUGUGCUUCAGCAACGUCAAGGACGUGGUUGAAUGGCUGGUGGCAGCGGUUACAGGAGUCGGGUUCUGCCAGCCCCAAGAGCAGCCACAAGGAACGACAAACUCCUCAGCAGAAGCGAGGGCCGAAUGCAGCUCGUCUGCAGCUUGGCCAGACUGCACCGACCGGGCAGAGGUGGCUCCACCAGCUUUCUUCUCCCAGAAGGUGAUGCUCCUGCUCCAGCGGAUGCUGUCUAUCGCCGUGGAGGUGGACAGAUCUCCCAACUGCAGCUCCUGUAAAAUUGCAGAUGUGAUAUUCCCUUUUAUACUGAAUAUUCCUCUGAGGAGUCAAAGGGAAGCCUUCUUGAACACCAUGGAUAGCCAGCUCCUUCGCUGCAAAGUGCUGGAGCUGAUGUUCCAGCACAGCUGUGAAAUGCCCACAAACAUGCCCUUGUCUCUGGCCAAGAUCCUUUAUUUCCUGACCCACUCUGUGCUCCUGCAAUACCAGGAAGAAGCAGCAAUAUGCGAAAGAUGGGAUGAGAUGCUGCAGUACUUGACAUUGCUGCUGCUGAGUUAUCAAAACGUAGUAUUGGGGCACUUACGGAGUGCGCUCAGCGAGCGGAUGGACUUAAUAAUUAAGAAAGCCAAGCCCAAGCUCCAGGAUGAUGAUCACAUCACCCCGCUGGACAUUCACCUGAACGUAGAGAACUUCCUGAGCCGACUGCAGCAGGUCUUGGGGGAGGAGCCCUUUCCCCGGCAGAUCACGGAGAAAGUGCAUAUGCUCCAGGAGUUACUCCUCAUCAUCAUCGCUACGUGA